AUGUUGCCGAGAAAUUUUUUACGAAAUUUAUUCGUCCUCUUCGGUUCAAUGUUGGAGAUAUGUUGUAGCGCACGCCAUAAUGUUGUAAUGGUGAUAUUUGAUGACCUAAGGCCAGCAUUGGGGGCUUAUGCUGAUCCGUUGGCCCAAACACCAAAUUUGGAUAGAUUUGCCAAAGGAAGUUUUCAAUUUAGCAGAGCAUAUAGCCAGCAAGCUUUGUGUGCCCCAAGCCGUAACUCGUUGUUGACCAGUCGCCGUCCAGAUACCCUACAUCUUUAUGAUUUCUAUAGCUAUUGGCGUUCGACAAGUGGGAACUACACCACACUACCUCAAUACUUUAAAUCCCAGGGUUACCACAGCUAUGGCAUUGGCAAAAUAUUCCAUCCAGGCAUCUCGUCAAAUAACAGCGAUGAUUAUCCCCUGAGUUGGUCCGUACCAGUAUUCCAUCCAAAAACCGAACGUUAUAUGAAUUCACCUGUCUGUCCAGAUAAAAUGGGAAUCCUAAAAAGAAAUCUUAUCUGCCCGGUGGAUUUAAAGACCCAACCACACAAAACAUUGCCCGAUAUAGAAUCGGUAAAUGAGGCAAUACAUUUUCUCCAAAAAAGAUCCAAAGCAAAGCAGCCCUAUUUCCUCGCCUUGGGAUUUCAUAAGCCACAUAUAAAUUUACGUUUUCCCAAAGAAUAUAUAGAACGCUUUCGGGCGGAGGAUUUUCUUAAUUACACCAACGACAAAUACAAACCCUAUGAUAUGCCCAAAGUUGCCUGGAAUCCAUAUACCGACAUACGAAAACGAGAUGAUGUCAAACGUUGGCACACUCCAUUUCCCUAUGGACCCAUAAAAAAGAUGCCAAGUGCCAAAAUCCGACAGGCCUAUUAUGCUGCAGUCUCAUAUGUGGAUGAUCUGUUUGGUAAAUUUAUGAUGGAGGUGGAUCUCAAGAAUACCAUUGUCGUGGUGACAAGUGAUCAUGGUUGGUCAUUAGGAGAACAUGCCGAAUGGGCAAAAUAUAGUAAUUUUGAAGUAGCCCUAAGGGUCCCAUUACUAAUAAGAUCGCCGGACUUUGCUGCCAUACAAAACCAAGUUAUACAUCAGUGUACGGAGUUAUUGGAUAUAUUUCCCACCUUGGUGGAAUUGGCUCAUUUACCGGCGAUUCCUAAAUGUCAAGCUGGGGCGGCUCAACAACUUACGUGCACCCAGGGAAAAUCGUUAUUGCCCCUAAUGAAGGAGGAUCCCAUAGUGGGGGAUAAAGAAUUUCAUGCCCUGAGCCAAUAUCCCCGUCCCGGAAAAAUGCCAACACAACAUCCCAACAGUGAUAAACCAAAAUUGAAAAAUAUCAAAAUAAUGGGUUAUACAUUGAGAACCAUAAAAUUUCGUUAUACUCUAUGGGUGGAUUUUAAGCCAACGAAUUUUUCAAAAGAUUGGUCCAUCAUUUAUGGCGAAGAGCUAUAUGAUCAUCGUCUUAACAAUUUGGAAGAAGUGAAUUUAGCCAAAUGGCCACAAUUUAAUGAUAUACGUCUGGAGCUCAAAGAGAAAUUAAUUCAAGCUGUUACCAAAUAA
This is a messenger RNA of Musca vetustissima, 1551 nucleotides long. It is a transcript of the gene Ids, whose product is annotated as iduronate 2-sulfatase. Bases 1 to 1551 code for a protein of 516 amino acids. Lineage: Eukaryota; Metazoa; Arthropoda; Insecta; Diptera; Muscidae. The transcript has 3 exons. Gene Ontology annotation, molecular function: iduronate-2-sulfatase activity. The record is from RefSeq and is a predicted model, not a curated record.